Molecule: messenger RNA, 1144 nt
Organism: Chara braunii
Lineage: Eukaryota; Viridiplantae; Streptophyta; Charophyceae; Charales; Characeae
Source: the annotation of a GenBank genome assembly
UUAUGUUGGAAAGUCAUGUGGAUGUUUCUAAUUUUGGUUUGCUGACUGCAAACAUACUUGUAUACACGAAGUUACCGACGUAGAAGUAGCACUACUGUCGAGUGGCUUCGAGAGAAUUCGUCUACCUCCACUAUGGAUAGCAACAGCAAUGCUCCUUUCGUCAGGAACUGUUACAAUUGUGGCCAGCCCGGCCACAUCUCUAGGUUAUGUCCCUUAUGUGAUAGGAGAUUGAAUGGUCACCCUCGGUCCACUAGUUCUGCGAUAGUCCCGUUUCAGGCACUGAUACUUUCCGUUAGCACUAGUGUUCCGACUGCCAACGUACCGUAUAAUGGUCGGUAUUCAGGAGGUGGCUACCUGCGGCAGCGUGUUACUACGCUGGAAGAUGUUGUAGAGAAGAUCAAAUCGAAGCAUGACGCAGACGAAGCAAAGGAGCAAGCAGCCAAGGAAGAAAUUGAAAGGAAGAAGCGUGAAAACAAAGAGGAGGAGAGAAGAAUGCGUGAAAAGAAAGAAAGAGAGGAGUUUCAUUCAUCAAUCACCAAGGAGUUGUCUAGCAAAUUGGACGUUGUUGUUGGCGCCAUCGGGAAGAAGAACGAUGACAGUGAGGUGGCCAAGCUGAAACAAGAAAUUGAGAGAUUGAAAUGUGAACAGUGCGUGGCCGGUCCUUCUACAACUGUUCACAAGCCACCAACAGAGGCGCAACGGGUAGAGAGACUCAAGCAAGAACAAGCGGAGAUGAAAGCUGAAUCGGAAAGGAGAUUUGCUAUAUCGGAGGAGGAGAUUGCGAAGUUGAACCGGUUACGGGAGGAAGCGGUUGCGGAUGCAGAAGCCUGGAAGAAUGAGGCUCUAAGGCCGGGAAACAAGCGUGGUAGCUUGGUUAUGGGGUCCCCGACAUCUCAGAUGAGGAUCCGACCUCGCGUAACCCCGAGCCAAGUUACUGGCACAGGGAAGAAGAAGGCAGAUGAGCAUUUGAAAGGAGUAGUAGAGCGACACGUGAUGGAAGUCGACAUGCUGAAAGAGCUGCGAUUAAAGGAGUUGAAUGGACGACGGGAAGCCGAGCAAGAGCUCGAGAAGUUGAAAGAGAAGCACGAAAGAGACCAACGGGAGAUUGAGAGAUUGCGGUAAGAAAUGAAUAAGUUGAACAUGG